CAUUCAAAUUCUCCUUGAAGAUACUGUUGUUACCAUGAAUCUUGCCCAUGUUGACAUUCUAAGAACUGUAGAGGAUUGUUUAAAAUUAGUAGUUGGUCACAGGCGCUUGUCUAAUGGAGUCCAUUUUUCACCAAUAAAGGUACCCAUAUAG
Messenger RNA from Funneliformis mosseae, 151 nucleotides. The record is from the annotation of a GenBank genome assembly. NCBI's taxonomy places the organism in Eukaryota, Fungi, Glomeromycota, Glomeromycetes, Glomerales, Glomeraceae.